Elgaria multicarinata webbii is the source of this 3776-nucleotide messenger RNA. RefSeq names its product adaptor related protein complex 1 associated regulatory protein (gene AP1AR). NCBI's taxonomy places the organism in Eukaryota, Metazoa, Chordata, Lepidosauria, Squamata, Anguidae. The transcript has 10 exons. The coding region runs from base 62 to 961 and encodes 299 amino acids. The record is from RefSeq and is a predicted model, not a curated record. Gene Ontology annotation, biological process: negative regulation of substrate adhesion-dependent cell spreading; negative regulation of cell motility; regulation of Arp2/3 complex-mediated actin nucleation. Gene Ontology annotation, molecular function: AP-1 adaptor complex binding; kinesin binding. Gene Ontology annotation, cellular component: endosome.
CGGCUCCAACCCUUCCGGCGUGAGUGCGUGCGCGUGCGAGCGCCCGCGCCCUCAACAUGCCAUGGGGAACAGCUGGGCGGCGCAGUGGUGCUGCUGGCUCUUCCCGAAGCGGCAAGCGGGACGCGUCCAACGAGGAGGAGGAUCAAAAUACUUUAGGACAUGCCCAACAGGAGAACACUUCACUAUAGAGUUUGAGAAUCUAGUGGAAAGUGAUGAGGGUGAAAGUCCAGGAAGCAGCCAAAGACCUUUGACUGAAGAAGAAAUUGCUGAUCUAAGAGAAAGGCACUACAAUUCCAUUACUGAAAAACAAAGAACACUAGAUGAUAAACUUCAGGCAGAGUUAGCCAUACAAGAGGAGAAGUUAAGAAUAGAAGAGGAGACUUUAUAUGCUGCACAGCGUGAAGCAGCCAGGGCAGCAAAGCAGAGAAAGCUCUUGGAGCAACGAAGGCUGCACAGGCUAGCACAAAGAGAAAAUAAUGGAGAUACCCAAAGCUCAACGACAGAAGAGGAUUUUGAUUCCUCUAUGAGAAAUGUGAAACUACAGUAUGAAGUUUUUCGAAGUAGCAGGCUCUCAUCAGAUGCUACUGUUCUGACACCAAAUACAGAGAGCAGUUGUGACUUAAUGACCAAAACGAAAUCAACAAGUGGAAAUGAUGAUAGUAAUUCCUUAGAUUUAGAAUGGGAAGAUGAAGAAGGUAUGAACAGAAUGAUCCCAUUGCGAGAACGUUCAAAAACUGAAGAAGAUAUACUCCGGGCAGCACUAAAAUUUAGCAGCAAGAAAACUGGAAGUAAUCCAACUUCUGCUUCUGAUGACUCUAAUGGUUUGGAAUGGGAGAAUGAUUUUGUUAGUGCCGAAAUGGAUGAUAAUGGCAACUCAGAAUAUGCUGGAUUUGUAAACCCUGUUUUAGAACUGUCUGCAUCAGACAAAAAAAACCCUGAUGCUGAUCAGCAAGACAGAUAAUGAAAUCAUGUGGCGCUUGGCUAUCUGACCAAAUGGUUGAAGUUGGACAAAACCUACAAAUAUGUAUUGUGCACAAUCCCUCCAAUCAUUGCUGCUGAACAGCCUCCUUAAAACAAGGAAGUUGCACAGUGACAGUACUUGGUGAACUGAGCUCCGGAAUUCUAGAAAAAGAUGAAACCAUGUUAUAAUGUAUGUCAGUUAAAGAAUGAGUAUGGUUUGCUAUCUGAAUUCAAAAUUGUAAGUGCAAUUUUAACAUUUACCUUUGAAUUUUUAUGAAAAUACUUGAGUGAUUCUGUUGCGUCUAUUCUUGGGUUUUAGCAUACAGUUGUCUGCACUAAAUGAAGCAUUGCAGCUUGAUGUUUUAAUUGGUGAUUUUGUUCUAUUUGAUUUCUUUAAAUAUUAACAUUAGCAUAAUAAUUCCAGUAGAAAGUCUACUUAACACUUUAAUACUUGAAUGAUAAAACUAGACAGCAAUGUUAUAACUUUUUUCUGUUCAGUUCUAAAAAUCAUUUUACAUGUCAAAUUGAUCUUUCUUCCUAUGUAUUUAUUUACAUUAUUAAAAUGAUCAGAUCUCAAGCACAAAACCUCUCACAUUAAAAAAGGUUGUCAAAAGCAUUGUAUAAGACAAGACAAGCUAUGAAUAGAGAAGUAUUGUAGAAAUUUUUGAUGACAUCUCCAUUUAAAUCACUGGAAACUAUAAUGGUUUUUGUAAGUAAAACUUUAGAGAACCAAAGGUUCCAUUUUUACCCCAAUUUGAAAUGCCAAAUGCUGUUCAUAAAAAGGUUUUAACUGUAUAUGUUUUUAAGUUGUGCAAAAUUAUUUUUGUUUAACAGUUACUAACUUCAUAGUAGCUUAUAUUAAUAGCUAUAACUCAAAAAAUUGUGUUCUUUUGAUGUGGAAGACGGAAAGCAUGACUACUUUCUGUGGAUGUAUUAAUACAAACUGGUAUUCCAAUUCAAAUAUAUCUUUCCCAAGUGUGUAAACAUUCCAUUCAUGAAACAAAGUAAGAUUAGUGAUAAAGGCAGUAACGUAAGAAGAGUUAAAUUAUUGUUGAACGAUGAUUGAGAAUGAUGAUGUUGCCCAUAUAUUUUAUUUGUAUUACAAAGAGUCCUUUGGAUUUUAAUUUUCAAGAGAACUCCUUAGUGUUGGUUACAUUUUUUGGUACUUUAGAAGUGUGGAAAAACUUCUGUAUCUUCCUAUGAAAUGGCCUUUGGGUUUUUUGUUUCCCUGAAAAGAAAUUUGCUUUGGAAUGGUGCUUGCUCUUUAAUAAUACACCAGUGUGUGUGUUUGCCACACUAAUGUUUGAUUCUUAGCAAACCUGAGUAUUACAAUGUUCAGUAGUGCAGCAGAUUGGGGAGCGACUGUACCUAUUUUGCAUGAUUGCCUCUUCCUUGAGUUGCUGUAUUAGUAGUUCUUCUACUCCUACUGUAAGGAUUUCUCAUUUCUAGCUCCCUGAAAGGAGAAUAAAGGUUCUUUGCAGUGUGUAUAUAAGAAUCAAGCUAUGCAGAUAUGUACAAGUAGGUCCCUGGCUCUUGGAAGCAGCUGCUACAGCAACAAGGAAAAACAAAACAACAGCCCAGAAAUUAUGAUCAGCAUUAGUUAAGCUAUAUCUUUCCUGCUGAAGCUUGGCUACGAAUGGCAACUCUUUGUUAUGGCCACUGGCUGAAACACAUAAACUUACUAAUAAUGGCAACACUCAGAUUCAGGGCUCAUCUACACCAAGCGGGAUAUUCCACUAUGAAAGCAGUAUAUAAAAGGCAGGAAACACACUACUGCUUUAUAAUGAUAUUGAAGUGCACUGCAGGAUCUACACUACUGCUCUAUAGUGGUAAUGAAGUGCACUGACCACUGUUGGGGCCCAUAACACAUCUACACCAAGCAGGAUAUAACACUAUGAAAGUGGUAUGAAAGCAGUAAUUUAGUAUGUGUCAGUGGGCCCCAACAGUGGUCAGUGCACUUCAAUACCACUAUAAAGCAGUAGUGUGGCACCUUCAUUUUAUAUACUGCUUUCAUACCACUUUCAUAGUGGAACAUCUGCUUAGUGUAGAUGAGCCCUCAGUCUCAGUAUCUGGCCCUCUCACUGCCCUGUAACAGACCUUCAUUACUAUUGCAUUAUGAUCCAUUAACUUACCUCUUGUGCAGCCUUUCCAAACAUGGGGUGCUCCAGACAUUUUGGACUAUGAUUCCUAUUAUCCCCAGCCAGCAGGGCUAAGGGUUAGGGAUUAUGGAAACUGUAAUCCAAAAUCUCUGGAGAGUACAAGUUUGAGGAAGACUGCUUUUUUGUCUCUCUUCCCAAUUACCUUUCCUUGCUCCCAUAAUCAUGAUUAAUAGAAUUUGAUUCCAAGCUCAGAAUGGUCAUUUAUUCUUUUAAACAUACUAUUCACUGCCCCAAUAAUAAAUUAUGGAUGUUGAGUGGUCAGUGGCAGUAAACAAAUUAUCAAAUGUUUGUAUAGCUGUUUUAACCCAUGUAAUAUGCCAGGAUCGCUAUAGAUUGAUUUCUUUCCCCGUGCCUUUCAUUUUUUUAAAAAAAAGACAGAUAUUGACCAUAUGUACAUAUGACAGUUGACACAACUUAACCUUCCUUCAUGUAUUGCAUUUCUUAAAUGGAAGCUAUCUUGCUAAAAAUAUUCACAUGUUGAGCUCUACAUUUUAAAUGCCUGUAAUAUGCUUUAUUAUAAGAGAUUUGUACACUUCAAAUGUAUAUUUUUGGUUUAACAUAAGCUACUGUGUCUCUUCCUGACUUUUUCAUGUUAUCAGUCUUUAAAAUUUAAAUUUCUCAAGCUGUGAAUAAAUUUUUUACACACUUGAAAACUAA